Molecule: messenger RNA, 735 nt
Organism: Cydia strobilella
Lineage: Eukaryota; Metazoa; Arthropoda; Insecta; Lepidoptera; Tortricidae
Exons: 1
Coding region: 1-735 (244 amino acids)
Source: RefSeq, a predicted model, not a curated record
AUGCUUUAUGGACUUAUCCAAAGCCUUCGAUAUGGUUUCCUAUCGGAUACUGUGGGGAAAGUUGCGGGCCACCGCAUGCCUAAAGAGCUGGUUGACUUGUUUAGUCACUGGUACGAGCGGCAAGAGAACUGUGUAAGGUGGGCGGGAGCGGUAUCCGACACAUACAGACUGGAAUGCGGAGUGAGGCAGGGGGGGCUAACCUCGCCUAAGCUUUUCUGUCUGUAUGUCGACGAGCUGAUUGCCGGACUCAGCAACACGUAUGCGGGAUGUUCUAUAGAUGGCCAAAUGGUCAAUAACAUUAGUUACGCGGAUGAUAUGGUGUUGCUGAGUCCGUCAGUCAGUGCACUUAGGGACCUGCUGCGCAUGUGCGAAACCUAUGCUGAUUCACAUGGACUGAAGUACAAUUGUCUCAAAACGCAUGUUAUAGUUUUCGCGGUGCGGGGCACGUCGUCGGUGUACGUGCCGCCCAUCAAGCUGUAUGAAAAGGAGCUGGACAAGGUUGACCGGUUCAAAUAUUUAGGUCACAUUAUCACGAGUGACCUAAAGGACGACAGUUAUAUUGAGAGGGAACGUAGGGCGCUGGCGGUUCGGGGGAAUAUGCUGGCUCGCAGGUUCGCGCAUUGUACGGGGGAAGUAAAGAGAACCUUGUUCAAGUCCUUCUGUCAAUCGUUCUACACCAGCGGCCUGUGGGUUAGUUAUACUCAGAGCCCUCAGCGCCUUACGAGUCCUCUAUAA